Messenger RNA from Mycena indigotica, 2535 nucleotides. RefSeq names its product DNA helicase. The transcript is spliced from 6 exons. Gene Ontology annotation, molecular function: ATP hydrolysis activity; single-stranded DNA helicase activity; single-stranded DNA binding. Lineage: Eukaryota; Fungi; Basidiomycota; Agaricomycetes; Agaricales; Mycenaceae. Gene Ontology annotation, biological process: double-strand break repair via break-induced replication; mitotic DNA replication initiation; DNA replication. Bases 10 to 2535 code for a protein of 841 amino acids. The record is from RefSeq and is a predicted model, not a curated record. Gene Ontology annotation, cellular component: MCM complex; nucleus.
UCCGCCACCAUGUCGAACGCCGUUGCUACAGAUGAGGACAGAAUCGACGGCCACGCCACGAGUUUCGACGAGUUUUUGUCUCAAGACUUUGGCUCGCUGAAUUUCAAGUAUCGCGACCAGGCGACGCGUCUCCUUCGCACCGAUGAAACCCGAAUAAUUGUGAAUAUCGACGAUGUACGCGACUGGAAACGCGAUUUUGCCAAUGGGAUCCUCCGAGAACCAGCAGAAUACCUCCCUGGCUGCGAAAAGGGUCUUCUCGACCUCAUCAAACGCCUACCAGAAUCAGAAAAGCACAAUAUGGAGUCAAAGACGUUCCGCCUUGGUUUCGUCGGCUCUUUUGGAGAUCACCAUGUCAGUCCUCGCACCCUCCAUGCUGCUCAUCUGGGCAAGAUGAUCUCGGUCGAAGGCAUAGUCACCCGCUGCUCCCUCGUCCGACCAAAGAUGUUACGAUCGGUCCACUUCUGUCCUACAACCGGCGACUCCCACUUCCGAACAUACAACGACGCGACCUCAUCCGUAUCCAAUGAACCACCGUCUACUUCUGUUGUUCCCCAAAUUGACGAGAAAGGAAACAUGCUCCAAACCGAGUUUGGACUGUGUUAUUUUCAAGACCAUCAACGAAUUAGCAUUCAAGAAAUGCCUGAACGCGCCCCCGCAGGCCAACUUCCCCGCAGCGUCGAUGUUAUCAUGGACGCAGACUUGGUCGAUAGAUGCAAACCAGGCGAUCGAAUUCAGUUAGUGGGUGUAUACCGAAGCGUUGGAGGUGGUUCAAGUGGCGCAUUCAAGUCCCUGAUCCUCGCCAAUAACAUCAAUCUACUGUCCUCAAAAAUUGGUGGUGGCAUUGCACAAGGUCCCCUUACUGUCGACGAUAUUCGUAACAUCAACCAGUUGGCUAAGCGUCCGAAUAUUUUCAACCAGCUUGCCCAAUCGCUUGCACCCUCCAUCUAUGGGCACGAAUACAUCAAGAAGGCCAUUCUCCUCCUGCUACUCGGUGGAGCGGAAAAGAAUUUGCCUAAUGGUACCCACAUCCGUGGAGAUAUCAAUAUGCUCAUGGUCGGAGACCCAUCUACCGCAAAAUCUCAACUCCUUCGGUUCGUUCUUGGUACAGCUCCCCUGGCUAUCGCGACUACCGGAAGGGGAAGCUCUGGUGUCGGUCUUACUGCCGCCGUAACGACCGACAAGGAAACUGGUGAACGGAGACUGGAAGCAGGCGCUAUGGUCCUCGCCGACCGCGGUGUUGUUUGCAUCGAUGAAUUCGACAAGAUGUCUGAUAUUGACCGGGUGGCAAUUCAUGAAGUCAUGGAACAACAAACGGUCACAAUCGCCAAAGCGGGCAUCCACACAAGCUUGAAUGCCCGCUGCAGCGUGGUUGCUGCCGCGAACCCGAUUUAUGGGCAGUACGACAUUCACAAAGACCCCCACAAGAACAUCGCCCUGCCAGACUCGCUACUUUCACGUUUCGAUCUGCUGUUCAUUGUUACGGACGAUGUCGAAGAAACGCGGGACCGCUUAAUUGCAGACCACGUUCUCCGGCUCCACCGGUACCUCGCCCCAGGCGUUGAAGAGGGGACUCCAAUUCAAGACAACCUUUCCCAACCAUUAGCAAUGGACGGGCCCGAGGCCGCGCAAGAAACCGAAGUAACUGAUACGAGUCCAUUUGAACGCUUCGAUCCCCUUCUCCACAUCGGCGUCACUCAGCCGACCACUGGGAGAACAACCAGGAGCAAGUCAAAAGCUCAAGAACCGCCACAAAUAUUCACGAUUGCCUUCAUUAAAAAGUACAUCCAAUACGCCAAGAGUAAGACAGCGCCGAUACUGACCAAAGGCGCGGCGGACCAUAUCGUUCAGGUGUAUGCGAAUCUCCGGAAUGAAGUUAUGGAAGGCAACAGAAAAAAGACGUCACCUUUGACCGCGCGUACCCUCGAGACCCUGAUUCGGCUCGCAACUGCCCAUGCUAAGGCCCGUCUUUCGCCCCAAGUCGAGUUGGCCGAUGCUGCAGAGGCAGAAACGAUCAUGCGUUUCGCUUUGUUCAAGGAAGUCCCGCGACGGCAACGACGGAAAAAGCAGAAGCUUAACUCGGGAGGAGCCCAUGCUGAGGGUGAUGGGGCUGAGACGGAGGCAGAAGAUAGUGAAGAAGAUGAACCUGAAGUUCCUACUCGUAUGAGCAUGCCACCUCAAAAGGGCAAGAAUACCCCAUCGCCUGAACCCGAGCCGGCGCCGCAAGCCCCUGCCCCAACUCAAGAUCCCAUCUGGGGUGACGAAAGUCAGGACGUCACAAUGGAGGUUGACGCGCCAGCUGCAGCCGGUCAGCUAUCGUCAGAUCGACUGGAAAUUUUCCGAACUCGGCUAGCUUCUGCUUUACAAACGACCCUGGUGGGACAAGAAGCAGUCACAUUAGCCAAUGCUGUCGAGGAAGUCAACAGGGGCCUCAAUGUCGACGACCUUUUCACCACGGCGGAGGCCAGGCAAGCAUGUGCGGCUAUGGACGACUCGAACCAGAUUAUGUUCAGUGCUGGUCUGAUAUACCCAGUAUAA